This is a messenger RNA of Closterium sp. Yama58-4, 2418 nucleotides long. The record is from the annotation of a GenBank genome assembly. Lineage: Eukaryota; Viridiplantae; Streptophyta; Zygnematophyceae; Desmidiales; Closteriaceae.
AUGAAGCGGGAGAUUGAUGAAGCGGGUCAAGGAUUAUCCGAGCCGGCCGUUAGAGAGGGACAAAAUAAGCAUCCGAAGACAACGGGAAGCAUCUUGAGACCUGAGGUCACGAAGAUCCUCUGUGAUUUUCUAGAGGUCGCAGUGAACCAUCUUCUCUACCUGCGCUCCAUAUAUCCUCCAGAAAUAUUUCAUCGCAGCCGUUUCGCAUCGGUGCCUGUGUACUCCAGCAGGCACCCCGGCCUUCGCUGCUACAUACGAGACGCCAUCAAUGACCUUUCUCCAUACAUCGACAAGGGGGUUGUGGAACGAAUUGACCUGGCCGUUUUCUCAUCAGAUGGAAGAAAAGUAUACGAGAGAAUAGUCUUUGACUUUUCCAUUUUCCAGCCAGCGCCUUCUGGCAUUUCUGCAGCUCAGCAGGACAGCGUGGAGCCAAUUGAAUAUUGCCUGCGCUCGUUUCUCGUCAAAGCGUCCGUUUCAGAGUGCCUCCAACGACCCCUGCCUCAAGACUGUGUAUGGGAGCUCGUUGCUCACUCCAAGAACCUUCCUUCAGGCCGAAGCUCCAGCGGCCAGUUCUGGAUUCCAGCUGAUUCUUCCUCAGAAGGCCGUGUGCCUGAUGGAGCAGGGUGCAUGAAUUCCCGUGGUGCCACAACUGGUGGUGCUCCUGGUGAAACUCGCUCUUCUAAUGGUUGUGCUCAGCCUCUGGAUCUGAAUGCAGGUCUUGAUGGUGCACGCUUGUACACAUCGAGUGGGGCGUCUGUAAAGGUGCCUAGCCGCCUCAAGUGCUACGGUAUACUGACGAAGAGUACAAGCGUCUGCUCUACCACCCGCGCUGGACCCGUGAGGAAACAGACUUGCUCAUGGAUAUCUGUGCCCGGUUCGGGCCGCGUUUCAUCGUCGUUGCCGACCGUUACAACACGGACGCCGAGCGUUACAAUGCGAGCAUUGAUCAGCCCGCUGCUCCAGGCCAUGUCAGUGCAUCGACAGGGGCGUGCUGCUGCUGCUGCUGCUGCUGGUGGUGGUGCUGGUCCUGGUGCUGCUGCUGGUGUGGAUACAGAUGGUCGUAUUUGCAAGGAAGAGUCAUUUGGGGGAGCUGGGGCUAUGAAAGACGAGCCUAGGGAAACCACUGCCGGUGCAGGAGAGGCAGGAGCAGGGGGGACAGGUGGGGCGGCAAGAGGGGCGGCAGGUGGGGCGGCAGGGGUUGGAGCUUCUGCAGCAAAGGCUGGCGAACCAAGAUCAAGUGCGGUGAAGAGGAAAGAAAGAACGGUGGAGGAGAUUAAAGAGCGGUACUACGAUGUUACCAAGAAGCUUCUUGCAUCACGAGCAGCAGCAGGCGAAGAAGUGCCAAUGGGUUUAUUACCUAAGGACGGCUACAACAUGCGUGCUGAGGUGGAACGCAAGACCCUGCUGGCCGCACAGCUGGCGCUGACUAGGCGCCAGCUGGCAGAGGAGGAGAAGCUGGCCGCCAUUCCCCCAUCCCCAACCCUCUCCUCCCGGGCACCACCCGCAACACCAGUCACUCCUCUGCAAGACGCCCACGUGGCAGCCCCAACUGUGCCCGCAUCUGCAUCCACGUCAGCAGUUGUCCAUGCUGACGUGGCGCCAGCUCAUGCGCCCGAGCGGACACGUCAGCACGCGGUGUCAGCAGGAGGGUCUCGGGGCGCUCUUGCUGCUCCGGUGUCAGCCCAGGCUGGCAACACCAGAGUGCCACGUGUGUUUGUGCGGGGUCCUCGUCUGGCCUCCACCCUCCUCGCCUCCACCACCACUGCUGGCGCUCGAAUGGCCAAGCGCAUCGAGAACACUCUUCAAGAGCUGGGGGUGUCCCUAGCACCCCGCGUGCCCACGCGGGAGGUGUGUGCGGAAUACGUUGCGCUGAGGAAAGAAGUGGUUGCGCUGCUGAACCUGCAGAAGAAGGUACACUGGAAGGAAAACGAGCUUACUCUCUUAAAGGAGAGCCUUCAAAAGGAGACAGGGGGAGGGGCAGGCGGAGGGGGAGGAAAGGGUGUUGCAGGGGGGGGGAAGGGAGUGGCUGGUGGGGGGAAGGGGGUGUCUGGGGGGGCUAAGGGCGCAGGAGGGGCAACAGGGGCAAGCAAAGGGGGAGGGAAGGGGGGAGGGGGAGGAGGAACAGUGAAGGGGGGAGGAGGAGGAGGAGGAGGAGGAGGAGGAGGAGGAGGAGGAGGAGGAGGAGGAGGAGGAGGAGGAGGAGGAGGAGGAGGAGGAGGAGGAGGGGUGGGGGGAGGGGGAACAGAGAAGGGGGGAGGAGGUGUACCUACUGCUGCUCCAGCAGCAGCAGGAGUGCCAGCAGCAGGAGCAGCAACACCCCACCAAAAGCACCAUGAGUCUUCCAACCUUGCACCCCUUUCCAGAGUGAGCUCAUGCCUCAUGCCUUCCUACCAAAGGGGUCUAAACCGAUUCAUGUAA